AGGGCCCCGCGGGGCGGCGACGGGUCUCGGGAGGAGAAGGCGACCCCGCCUCCCACCCUGUACGUGCAGCUCCACGGAGAGACCACCCGGCGGCUGGAGGCGGACGAGAAGCCGCUGCAGAUCCAAAAUGACUACCUCUUCCAGCUGGGCUUCGGGGAGUUGUGGAGGGUGCAGGAGGAAGGCAUGGACGCGGAGAUCGGCUGCCUCAUCCGCUUCUAUGCAGGAAAGCCUCACAGCACUGGCGGCUCGGAACGGAUCCAGCUCUCAGGGACGUAUAAUGUCCGCAAAGGCAAAAUGCAGCUGCCAGUGAACCGGUGGACAAGACGCCAAGUCAUCCUGUGUGGGACCUGCCUGAUAGUAUCAUCAGUGAAAGACAGCGUGACCGGAAAGAUGCACGUUCUGCCACUCAUUGGUGGGAAAGUAGAAGAAGUAAAAAAGCACCAGCACUGUUUAGCGUUUAGCUCUUCUGGACCCCAAAGCCAGACCUACUACAUUUGUUUUGAUACUUUCACAGAGUAUUUAAGGUGGCUUCGACAAGUCUCCAAGGUUGCAUCGCAGCGCAUUAGCUCAGUGGACCUCUCGUGUUGUAGCCUGGAGCAUCUGCCUGCCAACCUUUUCUACAGCCAAGACCUCACUCAUCUCAAUUUAAAGCAGAACUUUCUAAGGCAAAACCCCAGCCUACCAGCUGCCAGAGGGCUUGAUGAACUGCAAAGGUUCACCAAGUUGAAGAGUCUUAACCUUUCCAAUAAUCAUUUAGGGGACUUCCCGUUAGCAGUGUGCAGUAUUCCAACCCUGACAGAGCUGAACGUGUCCUGCAAUGCCCUGAGAGCCGUUCCGGCCACCGUCGGAGUUAUGCACAACUUGCAGACAUUGUUGUUGGAUGGAAAUUUCCUCCGGUCACUUCCUGCUGAGUUGGAGAACAUGCACCAGCUUAGUUACCUGGGUCUGUCUUUCAACGAGUUCACUACCAUUCCAGGGGUAUUAGAGAAAUUGACUGCUGUGGAGAAACUUUGUAUGUCCGGAAACUGUGUAGAGACUCUGAGGCUACAGGCUCUAAGAAAAAUGCCUCACAUUAAGCAUGUGGACCUAAGAUUGAACAUCAUUAAGAAGUUAAUAGCAGAUGAAGUGGACUUUCUCCAGCAUGUCACUCAACUUGACCUGCGUGACAAUAAACUUGGUGAUCUAGAUGCUAUGAUUUUCAACAACAUUGAAGUGUUGCACUGUGAAAGGAACCAACUGGUGACAUUGAAUGUCUGUGGCUAUUUGCUGAAAGCCCUCCAUGCCUCUUCUAAUGAACUUGUCCAACUUGAUGUUUAUCCAGUUCCAAGUCAUCUGUCCUACAUGGAUAUUUCAAGGAAUCGUUUAGAAAACGUGCCUGAGUGGAUAUGUGAAAGCCGAAAGCUGGAAGUUUUGGAUAUUGGCCAUAAUCGGAUAUGUGAGCUGCCUACACGCUUAUUCUGUAACAGCAGUCUCCGGAAACUCCUGGCGGGACACAACCAGCUCACACGACUGCCUGAGAGGCUGGAGAGGACCUCGGUGGAGGUCUUAGACGUGCAACACAACCAGCUCCUUGAACUGCCGCCUAGCCUCUUCAUGAAGGCUGACAGCCUGAGGUUCCUGAAUGCGUCUGCAAACAAGCUGGAAACUCUUCCGCCAGCCACACUUUCUGAAGAGAUGAGCAGCAUCUUACAAGAGUUGUAUCUGACAAACAACAGCCUCACCGAUAAGUGUGUGCCCUUGUUAACAGGGCACCCCCAUCUGAAGAUUCUCCACAUGGCCUACAACCGACUUCAGAGUUUCCCAGCAAGUAAAAUGGCAAAACUGGAGGAACUUGAGGAAGUGGAUGUCAGCGGGAAUAAACUGAAAGCCAUCCCGACCACCAUCAUGAGCUGCCGGCGCAUGCACACCGUGAUUGCGCACUCCAACUGCAUUGAAGUCUUUCCGGAAGUCAUGCAGCUGCCGGAAAUUAAGUGCGUGGAUCUGAGCUGCAAUGAGCUCGGCGAAGUCAUGUUGCCAGAAAACCUGCCCCCAAAACUGCAAGAGUUAGACCUGACUGGAAACCCCAGACUCACCCUCGAUCACAAAACCCUGGAACUGCUCAAUAACAUCCGCUGUUUCAAGAUUGACCAGCCGUCAGCAGGAGACGCCUCCGGGGCCCCAGCAGUAUGGAGCCACGGUUACACUGAAGCUUCCGGAGUGAAAAACAAGUUGUGCGUUGCAGCCCUGUCAGUGAACAACUUCUGCGACAACCGGGAGGCCCUGUAUGGCGUGUUUGAUGGAGACCGCAAUGUGGAGGUGCCCUACCUUCUCCAGUGCACCAUGAGUGACGUUCUGGCAGAAGAGCUGCAGAAGACAAAGCAUGAAGAGGAGUACAUGGCCAACACGUUCAUUGUCAUGCAGAGGAAACUUGGCACUGCUGGGCAGAAACUCGGAGGCGCUGCUGUCCUUUGUCAUAUCAAGCAUGACCCUGUGGACCCAGGUGGGUCUUUCACCUUGACCUCAGCUAAUGUGGGCAAGUGCCAGACGGUUCUCUGUCGGAAUGGGAAGCCAUUGCCUCUGUCCAGAUCGUACAUCAUGAGCUGUGAGGAAGAACUGAAGAGGAUCAAGCAGCACAAGGCCAUCAUCACGGAGGACGGCAAGGUGAACGGCGUGACCGAGUCCACCCGCAUCCUGGGCUACACCUUCCUGCACCCCAGCGUGGUGCCUCGCCCCCACGUGCAGUCGGUGACGCUGACCCCCCAGGACGAGUUCUUCAUCCUGGGCAGCAAGGGCUUGUGGGACAGCCUGUCCGCCGAGGAGGCCGUGGAGGCCGUGCGCCACGUGCCCGACGCCCUGGCCGCCGCCAAGAAGCUGUGCACACUGGCGCAGAGCUACGGCUGCCGCGACAGCAUCAGCGCGGUGGUGGUGCAGCUCAGCGUCACCGAGGACGGCUUCUGCUGCUGCGAGCUCGGCGCCGGCGGCCCGGGGCCCCCGCCCAGCCCGGGCCUCUACCCGCCGGCGGUCCACGUGGCCAUCAAGGACCGGGCCCCCGACGGGCUGGGCGUGCCCUCCUCCAGCAGCGGCAUGGCCUCGGAGAUGAGCAGCGAGCUCUCCACCUCGGAGAUGAGCAGCGAGGUGGGCUCCACGGCCUCGGACGAGCCCCCGCCCGGCGCGCUGACCGAGAGCGGCCCCGCGUGCCCCGGCGAGCAGCGCUGCGUGCUGCACCCCGUGUGCCUGCCCACCUCCUUCCAGCGCCAGCUGUCCAGCGCCACCUUCUCCAGCGCCUUCUCGGACAACGGGCUGGACAGCGACGACGAGCAGCCCAUCGAGGGCGUGUUCAGCAACGGCAGCCGGGUGGAGGUGGAGGCGGACGUGCACUGCAGCCGCGCCAAGGCGCGCGAGCCGCCGCAGGGCCUGCCGCAGGCGCCGGCCGAGGCCAGCGACGAGGGCAUCGUCAUCAGCGCCAACGAGGACGAGCCAGGCCUGCCCAGGAAGGCGGACUGCGCAGCAGGGGGCGCCGCGGGGCGCCGGAGGCCCAACGGCUCGGUCGCGCCCCAGGAGAGGAGCCACAACGUGAUCGAGGUGGCCAUGGACGCGCCCCUCCGAAAGCCUGGCGGCUACUUCGCGGCCCCCGCGCAGCCGGAUCCCGAGGACCAGUUGAUCAUUCCCCCGGAGCUGGAGGAGGAGGUCAAGGAGAUGAUGAAGCAUCACCAGGGCCACUGUGGGACUCAAGGGGGUCAGCGUAGAGGAGAAAAGGCUGCACUCAUGAAUGAGACCAUGCGUGAGACUCAGCUGCUGCUGCUGCCCCCACUGCGGUUGCUGGAGCUGCUGGUGGAGGCCGGCGGAAUGGGUGGACUGGUGGUGGCAGCGGCGAAGGCUCAGAGGGCCGAGGACGGAGCAGAGCAGGAAGCCCCGCCCAUGUCCCACCCAGCUGAGCAGAAGGAGUAG
This is a messenger RNA of Orycteropus afer afer, 3927 nucleotides long. It is a transcript of the gene PHLPP1, whose product is annotated as PH domain and leucine rich repeat protein phosphatase 1. NCBI's taxonomy places the organism in Eukaryota, Metazoa, Chordata, Mammalia, Tubulidentata, Orycteropodidae. The record is from RefSeq and is a predicted model, not a curated record. The transcript has 19 exons. Gene Ontology annotation, molecular function: protein binding. The annotation marks the transcript as partial.